Molecule: messenger RNA, 1221 nt
Organism: Fusarium pseudograminearum CS3096
Lineage: Eukaryota; Fungi; Ascomycota; Sordariomycetes; Hypocreales; Nectriaceae
Exons: 12
Coding region: 1-1221 (406 amino acids)
Biological process (GO): L-arginine biosynthetic process; urea cycle
Cellular component (GO): cytoplasm
Molecular function (GO): ATP binding; argininosuccinate synthase activity
Source: RefSeq, a predicted model, not a curated record
AUGGCUCCCGAACGUGUUUGCCUUGCCUACUCUGGUGGUCUUGACACCAGCACCAUCCUCCGAUGGUUGGUCCUCCAGGGCUACCAGGUUGUCUGCUUCCUUGCCGACUGUGGUCAGGAGGAGGACUUUGACGCCGUCAAGGUCAAGGCUGAGAAGCUCGGCGCUGAGCGCAUGAUCAUCCUCGAUGUUCAGCAGGAGCUUAUCGACGAGCUUGUCUGGCCUGCUGUCCAGUGCAAUGCCAUCUACGAGGACCGAUACCUCCUCGGAACCAGUCUUGCUCGCCCCGUCAUCGCCAGGGCUAUGGUCAAGGUCGCCAAGGAGCACAACUGCACAAUUCUCAGCCACGGAUUUCGAUUCGAGCUCGCAUGGAAGGCUUGCGACCCUACCCUCAAGGUUCUCGCCCCCUGGCGCAUGCCCGAGUUCUACAACCGAUUCGCUGGACGUGCCGAUCUGCUCAAGUUCGCCUCCGAGCAGAACAUCCCCGUCAGCUCUACCCCCAAGGCCCCCUGGUCUAUGGACGACAACAUCAUCCACUGCUCUUACGAGGCUGGUAUUCUCGAGCAAACCGAGCUUGAGCCCCCCAAGGACAUGUGGAAGCGCACUGUUGACCCCAUGAAGGCCCCCGAUGAGCCUACCCCCUUCGUUAUCCACUUCGAGCAGGGUGUUCCCGUUAAGCUCGAGGUUGGCGGCAAGACCAUCACUGGAUCUCUCGAGAUCUUCAAGGAGGCUAACGAGAUCGGCCGAAUCAACGGUAUUGGACGUGUCGACAUCGUCGAGUCCCGAUUCAUUGGUCUCAAGAGCCGAGGCUGCUACGACACCCCCGGUCUCACCAUCCUCCGACAGGCCCACAUCGACCUUGAGGGACUUGUCCUUGACUCCAAGGUGCGAGCCAUCCGUGACCGUCUUACUCAGGACUGGUCUGCCUGCAUCUACAACGGCAUGUACUUCAGCCCCGAGCGUGAGCUUGUCGAGCACGCCAUCAAGUUCUCUCAGCGCCAGGUUGAGGGUAAGGUGAGCCUUGUCGCCUACAAGGGCAACGCCUACGUCGUCGGACGAUCCAGCGAGACCUCCAACCUCUACUCCGAGGACGAGAGCAGCAUGGACACCCUCGACAUGAACUGGACUCCUCAGGACACCACUGGAUUUAUCGCCAUCCAGGGUAUCCGCCUCGAGAAGUACGGCGCCAGGAAGAUCAAGGACGGCGAGCCUCUUGCCCCUUAG